Molecule: messenger RNA, 1644 nt
Organism: Iphiclides podalirius (scarce swallowtail)
Lineage: Eukaryota; Metazoa; Arthropoda; Insecta; Lepidoptera; Papilionidae
Source: the annotation of a GenBank genome assembly
AUGGGCUCUCUGAAGCAACAUAGCGACGCUGUUCAUUUGUUCAUGAGCGAUUUAGGUAGCCGCGUGGUUGCCAAAUCUGGGAUUGCGUCCGACAAAUAUCACAUUGGAAAACUUAUACUUCAGAGCUUUAAGGAUGCACCGGAUCAUAUUUUGCAGAUUGAUGGCGCAACUGGUGAAUCUGAAACUUUUCAAUCGGCAUUAGAGAGAACAGUUAGAUGUGCGACUGCAUUUCGAGCUUUGGGCUUGAAGACAAACGAUGUUAUAUUAGUGAGCGGUCCAAAUCACAUUGACCUUACAAUACCUAUGUAUGCCGCAUUCUAUUUAGGAAUUAGCGUGGCCUGUAUGGACCCCUUAUUAGGAAUGAAGGAACAACAGGACGCAUUCCAAAUUUGCCUUCCAAAAUUGAUCUUUUGCCAAAGUGAGAAAAAAGAAGAAGCAAAAGAAGCUGCGAAAAACUUAAAUUUAGAAGUUAGAAUCGUGACGUUCGAUAAAGGAACAAACAAUUGCGAUUUCUCUUAUUUUCUUAAAAAGUAUGGAGAUAACAUGCCUGUCGAGAAAUUUGAAGCUGCUAAUUUCGAGCCUGAAGAUACAAUUGCGUUUCUUGUUUCAACUAGCGGCACUACUGGAGUACCCAAAUGUGCCGCACUGACUCAUAAAAACAUAAGCAUUGGUUGGCCUUAUUUUUGGAUUACAUCUUGGAAGUUCCCCACGCCAACCGAAAGGGCUCUAAUCGUAUCUCCUCUCCAGUGGAUCUCAGCCACGAGCAGUUACGUUUUGUCGCCUAUUUUACGAUUCACUCGAGUACAAAGUUCACUGCCCUCUACAAUGGAGCAUAUGUAUUUCCUAAUCAACAAAUACAAGCCUUCCUUUACUAUGAUCAGUCCCAAUACAAUGACAUCGCUAUUAAAGCCGGGAGAUCGUGACAAAUGUGACUUCAGCUGUUUUAAAAUAAUUUUAUUGGCUGGUAGUGCUGUACAAAAAACACUUUUAGAAACCGUUCAGAAAGUUAUGCCUGAAGUAUCUGCUUACAAUACAUAUGGAUUGACUGAAGCAACAGCAGUUGUAUUCAACCCAGUUUACUCUACACUAAAAUCCUGUGGUGCGCCUCUGGGGAUCUUACAAUAUCGAAUCCAAGUAACAGGACAAGAUAUAAUGGAACCUAACAAACCAGGGGAGCUUUGGGUAAAAGGACCAAUAACUUUUAAGGGAUAUUACAAUAAUUCUAAAGCGACAGCAGAUAUGUAUACCGAAGACAAAUGGAUUAAAUCCGGUGAUAUUCAUUACUUCGAUGAGAACUGCAAAUACUACUUCGUCGACCGAUUAAAAUUGCUCUUAAAGUAUCGUAACCACCAGAUAUCACCGAUAGAGAUUGAAUCCACCAUCCUAAAACAUCCGGGUGUGCUAGACGUCGCAGUCACCGGAAUCGCUGACUAUGAGUGUGGUGAAUUACCGGUUGCAUGUGUUGUGCCCCAUGAAAAUUACCAACUGACUGCCCAAGAAAUAAAGGAUAUGGUUAAAGAAUCGUUGACAGAUACCAAACAACUGAGAGGUGGAGUGAUAUUUAUGAAAGAACUUCCCUUAACUUCCAGUUCCAAAGUGAAUAGGAAUAAACUCAGAGAGAUAGUUCAAAAUAUGAAGACUGAA